Molecule: messenger RNA, 657 nt
Organism: Lachancea sp. 'fantastica'
Lineage: Eukaryota; Fungi; Ascomycota; Saccharomycetes; Saccharomycetales; Saccharomycetaceae
Source: the annotation of a GenBank genome assembly
AUGGAUGAGAUCAUUGUGCUACAAACACUGUAUACACUGCUAGUUCAGAACAAAACCAAUCGGGUCUCGUUGGUUCGAUUGCAGACCGAGAUCAACGACAAUGCGUUGAUGAAAAAACUAGUUCCAGCAACGGGAAACCCUGUCUUGUCAGUACACGAAACGCUGGAGUUGAUCAAGAGACUUUUCCCGAAGAAGACGUCGUUGACAGAGGGACAACUGACCUUUUACAAUCUAAACCUUGCCGAGAUGAAAGAACAGCUGUUUAGACGAUACAGCACGAUUCGAGACGAAUGGGCCGCCCGGAUUGCAGAAACUGAACCCUCGAUCGAAACUUUACUCAAGGACAAGACUACUUCCCAAAGAACCCGGCUUUUGGUCUUAUGUCGAGAUACACUACUGAACAAAUUCGAAGAACACAGAAGGGCAAGGAUGUACGCCAAGAGCAUAGGAGGCGAUGGUGUGCGAGAGCCUUUGGACUUGGAAUUGAUCCGUAAACGCACGCCUGCCAGCAUUUUGGAGUUGCAAGCGUGGUUACAAAUGUGUGUAGCCAAUGCAACAAUGUGGUAUGCAAGUGGGAGUGACGAGUGGAAAGGUGCCAAGGAAAGUCAAGGAGAGCUGGAUGAGACCAUUGCGUUUGUAAGGAGUGUUUUGGAGUGA